CCAGCUACUCCUGCUGUGAAUCCCUUUGUCGCCCGGGGCCUUGCCCUCUCGCUUCUCCCCCUUUUCUGGGCCCUUACCCGUUCUAUGCCAUGCACGGCGGGGAUUCAGGUUACUGGGCGACAACAAUCUCUCUAACCGCCUAAAACUGAACGUUGAAAAAAACUGACACAAUCUUUUGUGUUUUUAUUAAUAGAAAUGCCUGCCGUACCCCCCGUCGCCAGCAAGACGUCGCCGACGUUCUCGCCUAACGAUGUGACGGUGCUGUUCGUGCUAGGCGGGCCGGGCGCCGGCAAGGGCACGCAGUGCGCGAGGCUCGUCGAGGAUUUUGGGUUCACGCACCUGUCGGCUGGCGACCUGCUGCGGGCCGAGCAGACGCGCGAAGGCUCCGAGUUUGGCGCGCUGAUCCGGGACUGCAUCAAGGACGGGUCGAUUGUGCCCAUGGAGGUGACGGUGCAGCUGCUCGAGAACGCCAUGAAGGACACGAUUGCCGCUGUACGAGGAGGAUCAGGAGGAGCCAAGGCCCGCUUCCUCAUCGACGGCUUCCCGCGCAAGAUGGACCAGGCCUUCAAGUUCGAGGAGGCCGUCUGCCCCGCGCGCCUCGUGCUCUUCUUCGACUGCCCCGAGGACGAGAUGGAGCGGCGCCUGCUCGAGCGCGGCAAGACCAGCGGCCGCUCCGACGACAACGCCGACAGCAUCCGCAAGCGCUUCCGCACCUUUGUCGAGACGAGCAUGCCCGUCGUCGACCACUACGAGAAGGAAGGCCGCGUCAUCAAGGUCGACGCCACCCCGGCCCCCGAUGCAGUCUACCGCGACACCCAGGCCAAGCUCACCAAGGUCUUGGGCGACAACUUUUAAAGCGGAAGCUAGGCCCUAUCCACUGGUACCUAGCAGCGCGUGCGACUGGGGCGACGACGAGUGUGUCGACCUGGGCUUUUUUCGGUCCUGUUUGACUGUUGUAUAGAACGACGGAGUCUCCUC
Molecule: messenger RNA, 978 nt
Organism: Lasiosphaeria miniovina
Lineage: Eukaryota; Fungi; Ascomycota; Sordariomycetes; Sordariales; Lasiosphaeriaceae
Product: uridylate kinase
Exons: 1
Coding region: 196-855 (219 amino acids)
Biological process (GO): 'de novo' pyrimidine nucleobase biosynthetic process; CDP biosynthetic process; UDP biosynthetic process
Cellular component (GO): nucleus; cytoplasm
Molecular function (GO): ATP binding; UMP kinase activity
Source: RefSeq, a predicted model, not a curated record